Molecule: messenger RNA, 1212 nt
Organism: Colletotrichum karsti
Lineage: Eukaryota; Fungi; Ascomycota; Sordariomycetes; Glomerellales; Glomerellaceae
Product: 5-methyltetrahydropteroyltriglutamate-homocysteine methyltransferase
Exons: 3
Coding region: 1-1212 (403 amino acids)
Molecular function (GO): zinc ion binding; 5-methyltetrahydropteroyltriglutamate-homocysteine S-methyltransferase activity
Source: RefSeq, a predicted model, not a curated record
AUGGCUGCCAAGAAUCACCAGAGACCGCCAUUCCGCGCCGAGCACAUGGGCUCGCUUCUGCGACCGAAGGCCCUUACGGAGAAGCGCAUCGCUCUUGACGAGAAGAAAGCUGUGGAGAUUGCCGGCGAUGAGGAGCUGAACCGUCUGGAAGAGGAGGGCGUGCGCGAGAUUGUCAAGACACAGCUGGACCUCGGCUUCCACGCCAUCAACGAUGGCGAGUAUCGUCGCCACCAGUUCUGGGGCAACUUCUUCCCCGGACUCGAGGGUUUCGAGGAGGUUCCGGCCCCGAGUUGGGAUAUCUUCCGCAUGUACGUGCCAGACAUCGCGGCAUUCAUCGAGAGCGACCACAAGCCCGGCGAAUCUAUCCUCUGCACCGGCAAGAUCAAGCACAAGGGCAGCACCUACCUGAGAGAAUGGGAGUUCCUCAAGUCCCUCAUCCCGCCUGAGAGAGUCAAGGAGGCGAAGCUCACCCUGCCCGCGCCCGAGUGGUACCAUCUCCGAUACCAGAAGGGACAUGCGUACCCGAAAGACGUCUACGCAAACGACGAGGAGUACUUCGCCGACAUCGCCAAGGCCUACCGCACCGAGUUGGAAAUCCUCUACGAGCACGGCGUGCGCAACGUCACCAUCGACGACCCCAACCUCGCAUACUUCUGCUCGGAGAAGAUGUUACAGGGCUUCAAGGACGCAGGCGAGGACUCCGACGCCCUCCUGCAGUCCUACAUCAAGCUCUACAACGACUGCAUCGGCUCCCGGCCCGCCGACAUGCACCUGGGCAUCCACCUCUGCCGCGGCAACUUCGCCUACUCGCGGCACUUCUCCGAGGGCGGCUACGACCGCAUUGCGUCGCGCCUGUUCAGGGAGAUCAACGCCGACACGUACUUCCUCGAGUACGACACCGACCGCGCCGGCGGCUUCGAGCCCCUCAAGGAGCUGCCCGCGCACAAGAACGUCGUCCUGGGCGUCGUCACCUCCAAGUUCCCCGAGCUCGAGGACCUCGGCAAGACGAAGGAGCGCGUGUUGCAGGCGGCGGACUUCGUCGCGCAGGGCGCGGGCCAGACGCGCGAGCAGGCGUUGAAGAGGAUCGGGGUGAGUCCGCAGUGCGGGUUUGCCAGUCACCACCUGGGCAACUCGAUCACGCACGAGGAUAUGGUCAAGAAGCUGCGUCUGGUGAGGCAGCUUGCUGACUCCAUCUGGCCCGGCGAGCCUUGA